Messenger RNA from Capsicum annuum, 986 nucleotides. RefSeq lists its product as uncharacterized. The record is from RefSeq and is a predicted model, not a curated record. Bases 99 to 476 code for a protein of 125 amino acids. Lineage: Eukaryota; Viridiplantae; Streptophyta; Magnoliopsida; Solanales; Solanaceae. The transcript has 9 exons.
UUCUGUUCCCUUCUGUGGUUCAGGAACAUUUUGCUCCCGCAGGUUACAUUAAAAUCCCUACUCUUCUGAGACCAAAGUUGGAAGAGAUUAAAGAUGAGAUGCAAAAUAAGGGUAUGGCACUAACGGCAGUUCUUGGUGAUAAAAAAAGAAUUCAAGAAUUAAUGUGGGAUUUAUGCAGCUACUUUAGUCGAGAUACAUUUGGAAGGUGCAUCCUUCUUAUUCACUGGCCCAUGAAGGAGGACCCUCAGUUUCUGCUAUCUUCUGUAUCACCACUUGCCUCUGUAAAUGAAACUUCUGAUUUGAUUGGUCUAGUUCCUGGAUAUACGGACAUACUUGGUAGUGUGUUCAUCGAGCCUGAUGGAUCUUCGUGGUAUCCCAUGUCAAAAGAAGUUAAUGAGGCUGUAAGGGAGAGCAUUAUGAGACUUUUUACAUAUCCUUGGCACGAGUGGUCGGACAUUCCAAUAGUUUCUAAAUAAGCGAUGUUUGAAGUUUUCAAGAUUUUAUCGCUGCCAUGUAUAACGGUCAUUGGUGGAAGUCCCAUCUGAAUUCCUUUUACAUGAAAGAACGUGGAUCAUCACAUGAAUUAGUACUGGCCCAGUGUGCACCUUAAAAGAAUUUACGCAGAAGUGAGUCAGUGAUCGAUUUUCCAAAAUAAUGAUCCUGAAGAAGCCAAUGUUGUUAUCUGCUCUUUUACGUUGAUUGUUGUUCAUUAGAUCGUUGCCGUGCUUUAGAAUAAAGCUCAAGUGUAUCUGCAUGGUUAGAGUCAAGACACAGGGCGGCUUCACAAUCUCGGAUGGUAGAUGUGGGCUCACUCAUCGAGUCAUGAAAAGCUGCUCGAAGAUGGAGCAGGUGUAUGUCGGGCUUGAAAGCUAUGACUUUUGUUAGCUCCGAAAUGGCCUCAGAUUCCUUAUGGUCAUCCAUUAGAACUGAAAAUUCAUUACAAUCUUCUGAUAUUAGUUCUCUAGUGUAUAUCUUGCAUCUUCAUA